AGGUUUUUUUUUUUUUUUAUCAAAUGGACAGAAGAAGGUUAAAAGCUGGUUUGGUCUGUGUGACUCUAGUCUUACCUUUUGACUGAGUUUGUAAUAUGGCCUUUGGACUGUUCACACACACAGACUCCUUCCUUCAUGGUAAUACUUUACUCUUACAGUUGCAUAUUAAAAUCUUAAUUCGUUAGAAAUUUCAAAGAGACUAGUGGAUGUAAUAAUGAAAUAGUCUUUUUGACCCAAAGAAAAAAAAAAAAAGAAAAACGAAAUAGUCCAUUGACUUUCUCUUAGUCGUCUCUGCAACUUCUAUAUGUACCGUCUUUAGAGAUGAACCAGCCUUUUGCAUUUCAAUCUUGGUAAUUUUCAACAUGGAGACGACGAGAUCUAUUGAAAUAAAUGUCACGUCAGCAAAAGGGCUUGAGAAAGUCUCUAAGAUGGAUGUUUUCGUGGCUGUCAAGUUAUCCGGCGAUCCCAAAUGCUCCGACCACCGUGAGCAGCGGACACAAGUGGCUAGAGACAGUGGAACAAGCCCCAGGUGGGUCGACGGCGUAAUGAAAUUCACCAUCGACCAAACUUUAGCUGAGGCCAACCGGCUUGUGCUAACAUUCAAGAUCAAAUGCGAGCAACGUGGAGGAGGAGGUGAUAAAGACAUUGGCGAGGUUCACGUUCCGGUGAAAGAGCUUUUGGAUCAUCUCGGAAACGAUAAGGCCGGUCAAAGAUACGUCACGUAUAAGAUCAAGAAGGCUAACGGAAAACAAGGAGGCGAUAUCAGUUUCACUUAUUCCUUCACCGGUCCGGUGACUGCUACGAGCGGUGUGGGAUGCUCACGGUACAUAGCUCAUGAGCCGGUGCGUCCCCCUGCAGCUACGUACCGGCCAGUUUCGAAUGGACCCGUGUUGAGUCAGUUGCUUCCAAGCGUUGGAUCGUUUAGCUAUGGUCACGUUCCUUCUCAUCAGCCACCGGUUUAUCCACCACAGGCUCAGCCGGAGAUUCCGCCUCCGGCAUGUUUCCCCGGCUUGUAUCCACCUCAUGGCUAUCCGAUGAGUUACACACCGGAAAGGCCACCGACAUUGUAUACAUCUAUAUUUCCUGGCUUACCAUGUCCACCUGAAGGCUAUCCUACACAACCGGCACUAUAUCCACCCAUGAAUCCUUACAGAUUUUAACGGGUCGCCUCGUCGGUGCAAAGUCGUUGAUAAGGAGAGUUGUAGACAUUUACUUCUUUUUUUUUUUUUCUAUUCACUUUCUAUUUAUUUGUUCAAACUUGAAACAGAAAAAAAAAGAUUGUUUGCUUGUUGUUGAUUUUAUUACUCAUCGAAAAUCUUGAAUAUAUUGGUCAUAUUAAAUUAAAAUGUAAAGAAACUUACCUUCAAAUCAAUAUGAAAACCAUUUUAAAA
Messenger RNA from Brassica napus (rape), 1391 nucleotides. RefSeq names its product protein SRC2 homolog. Lineage: Eukaryota; Viridiplantae; Streptophyta; Magnoliopsida; Brassicales; Brassicaceae. The record is from RefSeq and is a predicted model, not a curated record. Gene Ontology annotation, biological process: defense response. The transcript has a single exon. The coding region runs from base 363 to 1160 and encodes 265 amino acids.